GAGAAAAGACAGAAUCCGAAUACUAAAAAAAAUAAGAAAGAAUAUCGCCGCUUACAAAACUUUGCAAACAGCAGCAGGAUUGAAUAACAGCUUACUUUCCUCCGAAGAUAUUGGUUGCAGAAUGAAGCGUCAUUCAAUGCAAAUACGUCAUUUCCGUUAUCAGGUGGUUUGGCCUUGCGAAGAUGCAAGUGCAGAGUGAAAGGGUUUCCCUAUUGCGGUUCGCUGACUCUUAAGCAGUCAGGCAGCAACAAAAACAGCACUGGACGUAUUGGAAGUUCGGGACUACCUCCCUUCUUCUGCAGCUACUAGAAGUUGCUGCUCUCGGAACGUAGCUGCAGGAUGAUUAGCUUUUAACAGGAUAGUUAUCCGGUGACGGGAAAGCCCGAGGAUGAAGCGGAGAGCACCGGACAGAGGAGCUGGUGAAACAUCAGCCAGGGCAAAGGCUCUUUGUCCGGGGAUGUCUGGAAACAAUGCGAAACGAGCUGGGCCUUUCAUUUUAGGUCCCCGUUUAGGUAAUUCACCAGUACAGAGCAUUGUUCAGUGUUUGGCUAGGAAAGAUGGGACUGAUGACUUCUAUCAGUUAAAGAAAAAUAUUGUGCACAGAGACCUGAAAUUAGGAAACAUGGUGCUAAAUAAAAGAACACACAGAAUAAUCAUCACAAACUUUUGCCUUGGGAAGCAUCUAGUAAGUGAGGAUGAUUUGUUAAAAGAUCAACGAGGGAGUCCUGCUUACAUCAGCCCUGAUGUACUCAGUGGUAAAAUUGGCAGGCCAUCACCCUCAGAUCUAUGGGUCCUAAAAAUUACCAUGUAUUCACUGUUGUAUGGAAAUUUUCCGCAGUAUGCAUCCCUUCCCAACAGACCUUUCAGGCAGAUUGCCUCAGCAGAACAGACAACACCACAAGAUGGCCGUGUGUCUGAAAAUACUGUGUGCUUAAUCCGAAAACUACUGGUUCUGGAUCCACAGCAACGUCUAACUGCAUCUGAAGUUCUGGAUUCCCUUAAUGCCGUCAUAGCUUCAUGGCAGUCAGUGUCAUCCCUUGGAGGACCUCUGCAGGUAGUACCAGAUAUCGACGACCAGCUGAACAAUCCAGAAAAUUCUCAAGAGGCAAAAGUGACAGAAGAGUCCUCGCAGUAUGAGUUUGAAAACUACAUGAGGCAGCAAUUGAUGUUGGCAGAAGAAAAGAACACUAUUCAUGAGGCCAAAAGCUUCAUUCACAAACGUCACUGUGGCAACAUCCCACCGGUGCGACGAUUGGGACAUGAUGCGCAGCCUGUGAAUCCGUUAGAUGCUGCAAUCCUUGCCCAGAGAUUCCUACGGAAGUAGUCACCAGCAUUACCAGCACAAGUGACAGCACUGAUUAAUCUCUGCAAUUCUUGUGUUAAAGAUUUUAAGCAAUAUGGUGCCCUUCCUUAAAUGGAGUUAAGUAGCAGUUCACAAAUGCUCCAUUGAGGAUAAGUAAAAACUAAUUCAGAGAAGCAGUGAAUACUUGGCUGUGUUCUGGAAUACAUGUUUUUAAAUUGAAGAACCUAAACAAUUAAUCUGCUUUUAAUCAUGACUUAAAUCUACCUCUCUUCAACUUUUAACCAUGAUGUGAUCUUUAUGCUAUGGAUUUAUGAGACUAAAUGGGAGAAAAAGAGCAUUAGAAGAGAAUUCUGAUGGAUGCAUGAACAGUAUGGAGAGGUUUGCUACAGUACUUGUUUCUCCAUAUGAUCUGAAUAAGCUUCAUUUACUGUGCAUUAUAGAAGAAGCAAUUUCCGAACUUAGACACUGUUCUGAGAAAGUUUCCCAUUCAGAGUUUAUUUGCUUUGGUGUAUUUAUUCCUCAUUUCUUUGAUCUUAGAGAAGCCCUCUGCUGUAGGUGGAACACUUGGGUACAUCCUGCCACAUAGCUCUUAAAAUCUUUAGGUUCUAUAUGCUGCCUUAGAGCAAUGCACUGUGUCCUUGUGGCAGGACCUGGUGUAAAGACUUCAGAAUCCCCCGAUCUAGUAGUAGGAGUUUUCUGCAUUGUAUCAGCCGUUUUGGAUUUCCUUUCAUGUAGUGCCAAUCUUGGCAAUUCCCCCCAUUCUCAUACUCGAGGAAUGCGUUUCUGUUGCAAGUGCACACCAUGGUGUUGUACACAUUUGAGUAGUGUGUGCCUAGACUCUGCAUACUACCGUGCUUUCCUGCUGUUAUCUGCAUAGUUUAUUUUUCAGUCCUGGUAACUGUCAUGGAGGAACUGCUGCAGAAGCAAAAAAACUGUCUCCGCUUUGCUUUUAUUGUUUGAGAGAAGAGUAUGAUGUGAAGCACUAUGUUAAGUGCUAGUGUUUAAAUCCAAUCACCUGAAGCAAAAGUUCAUGCUUACCUUUCUUUUCACAUGAAAUCACAUAAAGCUGACAUUGAUCAUGGUCUUCAAGAACAGAGUCCUCCAGGUUAGCCUUCUAGUUAUUGCUUGUCUCAUCUCCCCCCUGGUAGUGAGGAGUCAGUCAUGCCUGUUCCUCUUCAGGUGGGGAUGAGAAGGAUGUGGAGGUUCAAACUUUCCACCUCCUACAGCUACAUUAAGGAGAGCACUAGCACUGCCAAACCCAGAGUGAGCAGACAGGCCAUACCCAAAACAUCUUUGCACCCAUGAAACACUCCCAAACAUCCCUUUGGUGCAUGACAAUUUGCAGUAUUUUGAACCAAGGACUUAUCCCUAGAGCCAGGAAAAUUGGGUAGCUUAGGUUGAGUGGGACCCUGAGGACAAACCCAUGCACUGUAUGUAUGUCAGCUGUUUGUAUGGUGGGAACCAUCCUCAGUGAUGUAGGAACACACCUUUGAGCAUGGGCUGGUACCAGUGCCAGGCCAUAGGCAAUCAUUUUCACCUUCUGCUGGUGCGUACUGUAGCUUCACUUGCCUACUAACCAUUCAGUCAUGUGAGCACAGGCCUUCCCAGCCAAGAGCUAGGAUGAAAAUAGGGCCUCCCACACUCUGUGUAUUGUAGAAGGGGUGUAGAGGACCUUAUUUCUGAGGCACUUAAGGACAGUGAGUCCUCUCCCAUAUAUCUUCCAGGAUGAUGACUCCAUGGAGAAAACCUUAGUCUAAUGAAGUCCUGUGUGGACGGGUGUGUUGCCCCUUUGCUACACCUCAGAAAUGUCAGUACGAGUCUAAGGGGCAAGGAACAACCAUCUUGGAUUAUCUAAUUUGUAAAGCCUAUGUUCUGGGAUGCCAUCUUUAAAUCCUGAAAGCAUCCAGAUAUUGCUCUGUCUGCUCCCAAGAAUGCCACCUGAUGGAUGCUUCACUAGCAGGGUGACCUGUCUUAUCUAAUCGAUGCAAAGAAAGUGGUACACCCACAGGAGAGGGAACUAUAUAUAUAUUGUCUAGAUCAAACCUCAUUAAAGAUGGUUUCACUCCCAUCAGUGAAAUACAGUUAUCAAAUGUCUGUCUACUUCCAGGAAACUGCAACAAACCUUUAAGUGUUUUGAGGUCUGUUACUGCAGUAGCACGUUUUCUGGAAUGUGAUUUAACUAGAUAGCCCUGCAAAGGACCACAGAAAAUCUGCCUAACAUCAUCUGAGGGAAACUAAUCUGAUUUAGACUUGGAACAAGGAAGACUGAGAAUGAAAAGCAGAAGAAAUGCAAAAUCUGUAUCUGGGUUCCUGGACCUGGAGUCAGCAGUCAAAGCAAUUGGUUGAUGACCAAAUAUGGCAUCCACUGUUUGUCAUUGGGGAAUCUAGUGUAAAUUGAUGCUACUAAUACAAUAUCCAGAAGUGCUGAUCAGAGAGAGAUCAUGCAGGAAUAGAGCUAGUGUCGGUGGACACUGAAGUGACACUGCUACAGGAGGUAGUGGUCCACUUGUCUUCCUGAUCAACAGGUUUCCCCACAAGAGAUAAAACAGGCAAUGGAAUCGGGAAACAGUUGGCACCCCCACUGCCAUUACUGUGAUCAAGUAUUCUAGAGGUACCAUGAUGAAAUGCCUUUAGAUCAGACAGAUAAGUGCUUGGUUGUGAAGAUGAUGCAAUAAAUCUUGAAGCACCUACUGUGCUUUCAGAAGCAAUUUUAUCAGUAGAUAAAGUGGGCCUUGCUCUAAUGGAAAACAAGAACCUUAUCCAGCUAUCCGUCAAACACAGCAAUAUCAAGAUGUAUGCUUAUUCUAAUGUGCAUUUCCUCAUACACUCCAUGAACUGCUUCAUAAAAAAAAGGCUCAUAGAGCUGCACAACUUGUACCAUUAACAGCAAGCGGGUAAACUGCUGCAUGUUGUCUUCAUAAUUUAUAAAUUUUGCUAUUUUUUGUUAUAUAUUCACAUGGCGUUUACAAUGUAAAACACCUGUUAUCUGUUUAUUGUAAUGUACUCUGUUAAUUUACUUAUUAUUCAUUAUUUAUGAAGUAGUGUUGGCUGCAAAAGGACACCUAUAAUGCAGUCCAUGUGCCUGUCAGAUUCUUUCUGAAUCUCCUCUGCUUUGAGUUGUGGGCAGUUUCUUGUCUUUGAAGUCUGUGAUUCUGCUCUAGCUAGCAAACCAGUUUGUUGUGUAUAAAUAAUCAGUGAUACCUAGUAGUGCUCCCUGCAGAAAGGCAGUGCAUGUUUGAUAGAUGGCCUUAGAAAGAGGAAGCUUUAUAGCAUUUCAUAGCACAGUUAGGUGAACAAUAGUGGCUAAUACUCUCUGCUUACACUUCUGAUCCUUAGCCAAGGUCUAAUCCCAAAUUUCAGUGACUUCAGUCUUCUACUUGCAUGACGUUUUGUUUGGUUGUUCUUAAAGUCCUGAAAUGAUUAACUUUUGGCACUUCAGUGUUUCAUCAGUGCACAGGACAUACUUUGACACUUCCUUUAUUCCGGAGGUUUUACAAAGAUUUUAGUCAUAGUAGCAAAUAUGCUGUACAGUAUCCUGGCCUUCUGGUGUUUCUUUACUGAUGUAACUGAUUUUUUUGGUACCCACCCAGGUUUGCAUGGCACUGGGACUUGCCCUUGCCUGUGCAGUCAGUUGCAUUCACCAUUGUUUGCAUCUUCCUGUUCUGCAGCUUAUUCUGGAUUCUGGACACUGUCUAGAACCACACCGUUUACCUGUGUUGGGGAGAGCCCAGAGCAUCCAGAGAUGUGACGUCUUGGGUUGCAUCAAAUAAGUGAAUCGAAGCCCACUUACCGUUAUGCCUCUUGUCACUGCUGGCAAUGACACUGUUCACAAUCCUGCUGAAGCAUCUUCACAUUCAAGUCCUACAGUGGUUUAUCUGCUUCCAGUAUCUUCAUUUAUUUAUUUUUUCCUGGAUGCCUUCACUGAUUGAUACCCUUACCACUUGUCCUCUGGUUUGGAGAGUUUUGGCUCACAACCUGAAAAUCAACUUUUCAUUCCCCAAGGCAAUUUUCCAGCUUCAGGAGCAUUUUUCACAAAGGUUGGGUUUUUCAUGGUCCAGAACCAUUGAAGUGUCUUAAAGAACUGUCUUCAUAUUGGUUUCCUCGAUCUGAGGGCUCUGCCUCUAGCCCAACAAGCCCUGAAAAUUUUCUUGAAGCCAAACUUUACCUUAUAAGACUGGACAGUCACAAGGUAGUACAGCACCUGAACAAGGGAGGAGUUUCACUCCUACCCUUCACUGUGGAAAGUGUAAAUUGGGACAUCAGCUGCUGUAUUUUCUUUGACUGCUCCUUCUCUAGGGUAGUACAUUUUGCUGGUAGGCACUUUGAGUCAUAGUUUUAACCCCUUUUCGAAGUUCAUAAUGAUAGAGUUCAGAUGUUCACAGAAUUUAACUUGUUGACUGUGAAUGUGCAGUGCUACUGUUUUCAGAGCAAAGACCGGGAGUGAUCACUAGAUUUAUUCUUAGUGUAGUGUUUGGAAGGUUUUUCCAUGUACCUCUCACUCUUCUCGUUCCUCACCUCUUGGCAGAAUUGACUGCAAAUAAAGUAAAGCUGACUGUAGUCACUAUGUAGUGACCCUGAAGAUCUUGGCUUCAGAGCCUUUGAAUCUUGAUCCCUCCAGUGAUGCCUACUCUGAAAGUUAUGGAGACAGUGUAUGGUGGCGAACCCACUGCCUCCAACUGAAAGCAUGACUCUUGUAGUAGGUUCGCCUCAACCAUUUCAGCUGGCCAGAGAGAUAUGGGAGAUGUUAUGAGUUUGCUAGAAAGUUUUCACGGAUUACUUUUAAUGCUAAGUAGAAAGCUUCUCUGUCUUUGUCAAAAGAGAUCUUCUCUCCCCUCUCAGAUUAUAAAUCACAUUUGGCUUACUUCAAUUUGAGUGUCUCGUGGUACAUGUUUUGACUAUUUUAGCAUGUCUUCAGUUCGAUGGAAGGCAGGACUGUUUUCCAGUGCAGACAGGGAAACGGUUCCUGAAAGAUUCAGGGUGCAUGACAAAAUCUGACUUCUGAGAAAAAUGUGUUUCUGUCUUCAGAUGUGAACUUCAUGAUCGACAUGCUGCUGCUUUUACUUUGCAGUUGAAUUGGUUUGGCAGACAUGAAGUUUGUAUCCUUAAAAGGUAUUCCUGUUGGCCUGCACAUCAAUCUACAGGAUUUCUGCAUUUUGGACUCCUGUGAGAAGAUCUGUAUUUCAUUUUCCACAAUGACCAAGCGUUUCUGGACAAAUGCCCAUUUUUUUUCUAGAAGGUAUAUUCUAAGCUGGUAUUCAUGUAGUCUGUUCAUCUUUUAGCUUCGUUUCUGGGCAUAAAAAAAUGUAAAAUGGUCAUCUCUACCUUUGGAUGUUCCUUGUCAGCUGUGAAUCUUCUUCUGUAGCUUUCAGGAGCACAGACACACACACGGAUCAUCUCUGCUUGCAGAUAGAGGAUGUUAGUUAUCAAACUUGAUAUCUGAAUGGAUCAUCUGUGUUUGUGUUACCUGCCCAUGAUAGUUAGAGGACUACACUCUGAUGAAGUGGCUGCCCUGGUGGCAUGUUUCAGGAAUGUGUCUGCUGCCCAUGUCUGUGCUGCAGCUACUUGCUAUUAGUGCACGUUUCAGUGUUUUCCAACACAGGCAGUCUAGGGGGUAGAAUGCCCUUUGGAUGGGAUACUGUCUUGAAGCUGUUCUAUCUUGCUUCUGCUACUUUGCUGGGGUGUCUAUGGACAUUUUUAGAAAGUGUUCCAUUCAUCUGCUGCAGAAUGUUCCUCAGUUAAGAGUAUCUGUGGCGUCAUUUACACAUCAUCAGUUGGACUUUUAAGAUGUAUGCCUGCAAUGGGUUCAGCAACUGGUGUAUGAGGACAUACCCCAGAACAUUGGGUGUCAUGAAUGGGCUACAGGAGGCAUGAUUAUCCUAAAGGAAGGGAGAUCAAAGAGAAGGAUGUACUCAAAUAUUUUAACCACUGUAGAGGACCCAAAGAUCAAUUUAUAUGGUGAGUACUUGCAUAUUUGUUAUUUUCUUACAUUUCAUUCUUUGUAUAAUAGUUACAAAUUCAUUCAUGUGUGUGUGUGUGUACACAUAUCUAGCUAUAAAUGCACAUACCCACAAAAUAUGGUGGAGUAAUAUUGUCUGUCAAUUUUAGAGUUCUGGAUCAGUGACAUAAUGUUUAGGUUACUGGGGCAGCUAACUUAUUAAGGUAAAAUCUUAUAGACAAAGGAGUAAUGUAUGUUACUGAUUAAAUAUAGUCUAGAGAAUUUUGAGCCCUAUCCUCAGAAACGUGUUUUUCCCUCUUUUUAAUCAUUCUUAUUUCAGUUGUUAGCUAAAAUGUUAUCAGUAACUAAUGCUAAAGCCUCUCAGUUUUUGUGUUUUUACUUUGUCUUUGCGGUACAGAUCUAAUAUAUAAUUUAUAAUGUGAAAAAAAUCCCCAGAGUAAACUACAGCUUUAUCAUCUAGAACUAGCUUUUCUAUUUUUAAUACAGGGUAUUAUUUUUUCCACUCUAGAAGAUGAUUAAGUGUAAUGAAUGCUGGCUGAUAAAGCAAGUAACUGUCUUAAAAAAUAAGUGAUGUUUUACACUGUGAUGUAUUUUCCUUGUUUAAUGAACAUAUAAUGCUGGUCUUGCCUGAACAAGUGUAUUCAUAAGAAGACUAUCACAUUAGGCCACUGUCCCUGGUGAUUCACAACAAAUAUAUGAAAUACAAGAAAAAAAUGUAUUGAAACCUGUGUGGAAAUUGUUUUGCAUCAACUCAUGCUUGUUCCCCUUUAGUUUUGAAUGUAAAGCUGUUGAAUGUGCAGUGAUUAAGUUUAUGUAUUGGCAUCUUAGAAUCUUUCAUCAGUUUGAGGCUUUCUAACUAUGGAAUACUAAAACUUUAGUUGUAGUACCCAGCCUUGAAGUGAAAAUGGCAUCUGUAAUAAGAUAAACUGUUGAGAGUGGGUUUUUCAGAGAAAAAACAUAUCUAGACAUUUUGUAACAUUAUUGAAUGUGUGCUCAAAUGCAAAUGUACAUGCUGCACUACAGACCACUGUUAACCCACUGACCAUCCUCCUCCUGCAUUUCCCCAUACGUAUGCAUUUGGAGCUGAAUAGACAAGUCACACAUUUUGUAUUACACCAAUGGGUGGGGGUGCUGUUUUAUGGGGGGGGGGGGGUUCAUGCAUUUCACCAGAACACACAGUGUAGUUUCACAGAUGCAGCAUGAGCACUCCUGCCAGUGUCCAUUGUAGGUAGGCAGACUUGCCUACCCAUCCUUUUGGAAUGUACCAGACCCACCACUAAGGGCACUUGACAUCUUCCAGAAGUCCAUCACCAUCCUUAAUCAGGAAAACAGCCCUUCACAUGCCCGUCCAUAAUGAACAUGGCUGAGCCCUUUGGUUCUUUUCAUGAAACCUAGUUGCUAGUGGUACAGAUGACACUGUGCUACUGUGUCCAGUAGGUUUACUUUUUAUAUGAGGUACCGUUUAAUGAACAUAAGUAUUUGCCUAAUCAUCCAUAGUAUGUAAAGCACUAAAACUGUAUUCUUUCCUCAUGGUUUACCAAGUAGCAUUAACAUGUUAGAACGGGGCAUUGUAAUAUUUUUUUUUACUGUAAAAAGAGAAUUAAAUGUGUUUCUGUUUGGAAAUGUU
Molecule: messenger RNA, 8886 nt
Organism: Protopterus annectens (West African lungfish)
Lineage: Eukaryota; Metazoa; Chordata; Ceratodontiformes; Protopteridae
Gene: STK40
Product: serine/threonine kinase 40
Exons: 13
Coding region: 389-1324 (311 amino acids)
Biological process (GO): protein phosphorylation
Molecular function (GO): ATP binding; protein kinase activity
Source: RefSeq, a predicted model, not a curated record